UAAUGAGCCUUAAACGCUAGUUGCCACCCUACAUUAGACAGAAGAAGAAGACGUCAUUGAACAACCAAUCAUGUUGCAGGAUAAGAGGUAGGCGGGGCACAGAAGAAAACUUACACAUCUUACUAACUUGGCACCAUCAGAAAUGAGGAUUCAAGAAGCUUAUCAGAAAACUAAAUACAGAUACAAGCUAACAAACUGUCUGGAGUGAUAUUCAUUGUGAUAAUUAUCCACAUGGACUGAUAUGAAAUAUUUGAUCAUGAUAACAUCAUUUUCAAUAUCGCCCAGCUCUAGUGUGAAUGCCGACGUGUCAGGAUGCUUCAAAGGGCCUUAAAGGAAAAACGUCCUGCAGUUAAAACACUCUCUUCCUCUUCUCUUGUCUAACAUGAUCGUGUCUUGCUAGUCUCUAAAUGUAACACCCUGUGCAUGCAUGCAGUUUUGGAACUUUCAUUUUUAGCUAAGCUUUGCAAAACAAAUGUUGCACUAGUCUGACAACAGAGGAACAAAUUAACCGUGCGCAGGGCGUUCUUGUCGAGGCUGAGAAGAGAUCGCACACAGACAGAAAUGAAAACAGCGAUGUGUCUCAGCUCCUAAUUUGUGAUCUGAUCAUUGGAGAACACUUUUAUAACCGAGUGUAAACAGAGUCAGAGUAUGAAGAUCUGUCAUUGUAGCAUAUAUCGAUGGUUCUGUUCAGUCUGAAACACAAUCAGAUAUUUUCAGUCUUGGUUCGAUUUGUUAAAUCCGGACUGACAAAGAUUAAAAACACAACUUAAAAACAUUAAAACACAUUUCUGCAGAUAAGAUUCGGACCAGACUCAAAGUGUUUGAAAGCUGUGAAACAUUUUUAAAGAGUGUGAUCAAACUUCGACCACUUCUUCAAAACAGAUUCGCUCCAGCGCCGUUCAUCAAAAGAGGUUUCUCCAGAGACAAAGAAAUGGAAGAAAUUAGAGACGUGUGAAAAUACCAGAGUACCAAUCAAAGACAAAAGCUCCCAAACUUCUAUGAAUGUGCAACAUUUGACAGACAAAAUAAAUAAAAGUCAGGAGCAGUUAAAGUCACAGAGUAUGAAUGCUUUCAAAGGAACAGCCUGGAGGAGUCUUGGUGUUGUUUACUGUCUGCAGAGCAGGAACGUGACUUCAGAGGGUUCUGGUGGAACAAUUGGAUAUUUUGGGAAAGGUUAUUUGACGUGACAACGCGAGGCACGGCAUCUGACAUCUCAAAACCAAAACAAGUGGUGUGGUGGAGCUGUUGAUGUAAUUUAGCCUCAGACAAAGUAAACGUCUGUGGAUGACCUUCAGCUGCAGGAGAACCGUCGACACUCGGCCUCUUCAGGACGGAGGAGAAGAAAUUAAAAGAAUCCUCAGACUCGGAGGCGAGCCCCGGGUCGGACGGAGAGGGUCUGGCCGAGAGGACAUCGUGCUCCUUCGGCUCACCUGACGAGCUGGCCCCGGGACCCUGCGAGCCGUCGCCCCCGGCCUCCAUGGAGGAGAUCCAGGUGGAGCUGCAGUGCGCAGACCUGUGGAAGCGUUUCCAUGACAUCGGGACGGAGAUGAUCAUCACCAAGGCGGGCAGGAGGAUGUUUCCAGCCAUGAGAGUGAAGAUCGCAGGUCUGGACCCUCAUCAGCAGUAUUACAUCGCCAUGGACAUCGUGCCUGUGGACAACAAGAGAUACAGAUAUGUGUAUCACAGCUCCAAGUGGAUGGUGGCAGGAAACGCCGACUCCCCGGUGCCUCCACGGGCCUACAUCCACCCGGACUCUCUGGCCUCAGGAGACACCUGGAUGAGACAGGUGGUCAGUUUCGACAAGCUGAAACUCACCAACAACGAGCUGGACGACCAGGGACACAUCAUCCUCCACUCCAUGCACAAGUAUCAGCCCCGUGUUCACGUCAUCAGGAAGGACUUCAGCAGCGAACUGUCUCCAAACAAGGCGGUGCCAAGCGGGGAGGGAGUCAAGACCUUCAGCUUCCCUGAGACCGUCUUCACCACCGUCACCGCCUACCAGAACCAGCAGAUUACGCGACUAAAGAUCGACCGCAACCCGUUCGCCAAAGGAUUCAGGGACUCUGGCAGAAACAGGACUGGGCUGGAGGCCAUCAUGGAGACCUACGCCUUCUGGAGACCUCCGGUGAGGACUCUGACGUUUGAAGACUUCACCAACAUGCAGAAACAGCAAGGUGGAAGCACUGGCACAUCUCCCACCACCUCCAGCACGGGGACUCCAUCUCCUUCAGGUGCAGCUCACCUCCUGUCCCCCUCCUGCUCCCCUCCCACUUUCCACCUGGCCCCUAACACCUUCAAUGUGGGCUGCAGGGAGAGUCAGCUGUGUAACCUCGGCCUGUCCGAGUACCCGGCCUGCGCUCGCAGCAACAUGGCCGCCCUGCAGGGUUACGGCGGCCUGGCCGACAGCUCCUACGGACGCCUCCAGGCCGCAGGGGGCGGUGUUGGUUCUGCUCAGCCCUCUGAAUCCUUCCUGCCGCAGAGGACUUCCUCUUUGAUUGCUGCCGGCAUGCAGGGCAGCGCUCACGCCUCCCUGACUGGCGGCGGGGGUGGCGGCGGUGGUGGAGGAAAGAUGGACGGCUACGGCGGUCAGCUUGGCUCCUUCCCGGCGUCUCAGCUUCAGUAUGUGAUGCAGGCCGGAGGAGGCUCUGCCUCUGCCUCCUCCUCCUCAUCAGGGUCUUCCCCUUCCUCCGCCCACAUGUUCAGUGGGAGCCACCACCACGUGCAGCAGGGCUCCUACAACGCUUUCUCCCUGCACAACCCUUACAACCUGUACGGAUACAACUUCCCCACCUCCCCCCGCCUGGCCGCCAGCCCCGAGAAACCGCAGGGAGGUCUGCUCUGCUCCUCGUCGCCUGCAGGGGCCUUCGCUGAGCGCCAGUACCUGUCCAACGGAGGCAUGGACUCUAUGCACAUGAUCGGCAACUCCUCUGGAGGCCAGCAAGGCGGCGGCUCCUGUGAUGGACGUCAGUACAGCUCCUCCUCUCAGAUGUCCAUGCACAUGGUGUAGAAACAGACGUCUAACCUCACAGUCCUCUCAAGUCUUUCAGCUGAAAAGCAAACCUAUGAAGCAGGUUUAGUGUUCAUGAUCAAACCUUUUAAAGAAGGAAGUCCUCUCAUGUUUUUGUUUUUGAGAGACACUCCACCACUUACGAAGCCUUAAACAAAACAGGGAGUUCAACUAAUAUUUAAUGAUCUUUGUAUGAAUAAACCAAGAUGUCGUUUCAGUAACUUCGCAGGAGAGAAACAACAAACUCGGACUGUAACUGUAAGUUAGAGGAAGUGUUUGCAGUUUGGAAUAUGGUGCAAUAGUACAAACACCCAUUUCAAGAGACUCAUUCUUGUUGUUUUGGACUCAAACUGGUCCGGAUGAAACCAAAGAAUCUUCACUGUGAUCCAGGAGCUUUGACUCCACACAGCACUUGUGCCUUAUCCUUUCAGAAGUAUCACAGGGUCUGUAGUUUGCCUUUAGAGUCUGAAGUUGUAGCUGGAAAGGAAGGAACAACCUGACUCGAUCACGGCUCCACAAACAUGCAGGUGAAGAAUAUUUUGGACACUUCAGCUCCAGCUGAUCUGAACACAGGGUUUAAUAAACAUGGACACAGAAGUUUGGGUUCCCCGAGGAACGUGACUUCAGAACAACCUCAUCCUCACAGACCGGUACGACUUCUGGACUUUUGGAGUGGAUUAUGUUUUUAGGUAUAUAUAUAAAGAUGGCGAAUGCAAUCAAUAACAUAAGCUUUAAAGUUGUUGUGUGAAAAGUUAUAAAAGAAGCAAUAGCAAAGCAGAGUAAUUAAAGUAUGUUUUGGUGUGUUGUAGAGAUGUGUAUUUAAGUGCUGAGCAGUCUAACAUGUUACAGGCCCCUCUGUUAUUAAAUGUGUGAAAAAAGGGAAAUAGCAACAUUUUUGAGGCAUUUUGAAAAAAUGUAAAUACAGGUGCCAAGCACGUAAAAGCUCAAUAAACGUUUUAAUUCAUGUA
Messenger RNA from Notolabrus celidotus (New Zealand spotty), 3975 nucleotides. It is a transcript of the gene tbx15, whose product is annotated as T-box transcription factor 15. Gene Ontology annotation, biological process: regulation of transcription by RNA polymerase II; cell fate specification; positive regulation of DNA-templated transcription. The transcript is spliced from 9 exons. Bases 1478 to 3007 code for a protein of 509 amino acids. The record is from RefSeq and is a predicted model, not a curated record. Lineage: Eukaryota; Metazoa; Chordata; Actinopteri; Labriformes; Labridae. Gene Ontology annotation, cellular component: nucleus. Gene Ontology annotation, molecular function: RNA polymerase II cis-regulatory region sequence-specific DNA binding; DNA-binding transcription factor activity, RNA polymerase II-specific.